GGUCGUCGUGCGGCAUGACGCAACACUUGGCGGUGACUUCCGGCCGAUGGCGCAGCGCCUGAGUGACAUUUGGUUGUUGACAUCGCCUUUGUGAAGAUUUCUCCAUGUUUGAAGAGGCAGUGCCACAUGGUUUAGGAUAAAACUGGUGACAAACAUGCAAGUGUAUUGAUCAGCAGACCAAACCUUGAUAUCAGCUGAGGGAGUAGUUGUGACUGAGAACAGCACGGAAGGAAAAGAAGGAACUAAUGGACAGAGUGAAACCUCAAACUGCCUGCUCUGAUUCUGGUGGUCACAUCACCAACAUUGUGCCUCUUCAGUCAAACACUGAAGCACAAGCUCAGAAUUGUAACCAGCUGUCAUCAUGGUAACAUGGCACCUGUUGGAGAAUGUGAAGUAUUUUGUUGUCCACCGGCCACCAAUGAUUUUAUUUAUUUUGAGCAUCAGCUCUUUGGGCAUCGCUUUCUUCAGUCUCGGGAUCUACAUCCAGUCACAUGAAGUCACAAACCCUGAUGUGCCUCAGGCCUGGAAUGCAGUCCUGCAAUCUCUCAGUAAACUGGAGUUCUGUCUGUCUGAAAAUGAAAGCCUGUGGCAGACUAACACAGAACCUCUGCCUGGUGGACAUGGUUCCAUAAGGAGACGACCAGAUCCAGAUCCUUUAGCUCAUAUGACAACAAGGCAACCCUCAACCACUGUUGCUUAUACAAAAGGCGUACCAGUCAGUGUGUCUCUGCUCGUGCCAAUGACCUUUGAUUUAAAGGAGCCAUUAAAAAGAUUUUCUGGUGUCAUAACUUAUCUCCAAGCUGCGGUAGUUGGAAACCUGCUGGGGCUGGAAGAUUCUAAAGCAAAGGAGGUUAUUAAUAUCAUGCUGACAUCGCCAUGGCCACCUGAACGUUACCUUUCGCAAAUAAACUCCACAAAUACCAAGAAUCCCCUUAGCUGCAUCAAAAUGACUGCAGCUGCACAUGUUCUGCCCCAGGCAAGAUACUUUCCUUCCUGUAACUUGGAGAAUCUCACAGAUGCGUUAUAUCAGAUCACAUUGGCAGAGAGUUCAGAGAAUACACCUCCACAAAGUCACACAUCCGCUCAGUGCUACAAGGCACAGUACAAACCUGAACCCAAAUUUACCAUUGUGCUGUCAAAGGAAGACCGUAUUCUUUGCAGUCAGCAUUUGCUGAAGGCCAGUUACAUUUUGCUUCUACUGGCUUUUAUUAUCUUCUGUUUAUCUGUAGCAUGUGGUGUGAGAAAGAGACUGAGGCACAAGACAAUGAACCUACACAAGGUUCACCUUCUAGAAAUGUGAUGCUACCAACUAAGAGUAGAAAUACAUGGAUUGUAUUAGAAGAUGAGAAAAUCUCUAACUCAAUAUUCUUGCAAGUUUCCUAAAAGGAAAAUAGCAUAAAGAUCACAUUAAAUUUGUGUUCUUCUCCUCUAAAAACAAUUAUUUUUGGAGCCAAUAGAGUUUGCCUUUAAUAAGUUUUUGCUGGUUGUGUUAUGAUUUUACUUUGGUUGUAAUAAUUACUGGAACAUAUAAAUUGUAUACAAUCUACCACCCCUUCCCUUCCCCCACACCCCAAAGUGUCUUAAAAUUUAAGAAGUUUUGAUUAAACUUGAAUGUAAUAACUUAUUUACAAUAUACUUUGAAAACUGAGGUUCUACUAUUUUCUGUUCACUAUUUUAAUAAACAUUUGCUGUCAUUGGA
Messenger RNA from Carcharodon carcharias (great white shark), 1699 nucleotides. RefSeq names its product transmembrane protein 248-like. The record is from RefSeq and is a predicted model, not a curated record. The coding region runs from base 362 to 1300 and encodes 312 amino acids. Lineage: Eukaryota; Metazoa; Chordata; Chondrichthyes; Lamniformes; Lamnidae. The transcript has 9 exons.